CGGGCUAGCUGCGACUUCUGUUGCGAGUAUUUCCAAAAAACUCGCGAGGGAAUCAAAUGUCCCGUCGUCCGCUUUUGUGGGUGGUAGCGCAGGCACACACCGGCGCUGUCUCUCGCCUAGCAAUCGAUGCUUGAGAACCUGUAACAGCCAAGAGAAAAACGACGCAGACCCUUUGUUCUUCUCUUUUUCUGAGAUUACCCCUCGUGACAAAACCGUGAGGGAUUUCUCCAAGCAUGUUUUCGACUCAGCGGAAAGAAGCUGGCAACUAAAACCCUAAGCCUUAACGCUGAAGGCGACGUGCGAACUUGAGAGCACAGGUGUCUCCCGUCUCUCUGUAAGGUUUCGCGGCUUUCUCCUAAAGGAGAAAAGUAAGAAGAUAUCGCCACAGCACACCUUUCGGACAUUUCUACGUGGACUUUCUCCAUAGAGAGAGGCAUAAACAGGGAGGCUGGCGAAGACGUCUGUUCAUCGCCUGUCGAAUUCGCGCACAAGACACUAUUUCCAAGUCGAGAGCGGACAGGAGGCCGCGCUCCUCGUCCUCACCCCACCCAAAGGACAGACUUCGCUGUCCUUGAACAAAAGUCUGUGUCGUGUUUUGCGGUUCUUGGAACGUCCAGUGCAAAUAUACAAACGCAAGUCGAACUGCUGUGUUGCAGCGACACUGGUAGUCCGAACUUCUGCGGGCCGUGCUUCCUUUCCCUGGCCGGUCUCGUCUGCUCCAGUUUCAUCCGUUGCCAUUUCUCAGCAUGGGGAAGCAAACGCUCUUCCCGCUUACUCAUCGCUUCCAGUGCGAACUGCGGCGCGACCUCUAGAGCGGCCAGGAGAAAGAAGAGACAAGACAGUGGAGAAGAGAUAGAAGGAUAAGGCGAGACCCAGUGGCUGAGGAGAGAAGAAGGAGGAGCGAUGCACAAGGAGAGAGAACGGAAGACAAUGGGGCGGCGGGAGAGGAACGGCCAGAGUGGGUGAGAAGAGUGGGCGCGAUGAAGGGGAUACCGGACUUUUUUUUUGUUGCUGCUCGAAAGGGUCUCCUCUUCGUUCUUCUCUGCCUUACUCGGGCGCUAAAUGGCUUUGUGACUCACCGUUUUCUCCGUCUCCAUCGUCCCGUAUGAUCGUCGGCAAUUGCCUUCUUGCGCCUUGGUGCCCCGGAUGACGCGGCCGAACUACCGCUGAGAAAACAUGUGCGGCCUCUGUCUUCUGCCUGCGGCCCUGAAUGGACGCGCCCACUGUUCGUCUCUUCUUCUUUCGUUCCUUCUGUCCUUUCUGCUUCUUCGCUUCGCCACUGUCUCCUUGCGCGCCUCCUCUCUAUCCUUUCCUCCCUCUUCUUUGUCUCCCCAGGCGUCUCCGUUUCGAAGCAGCUCCGCCCUCUCCUCACCUCACCCUCCUCUCUCGUGGUCUUCCUCCUCGGCUUUCUCCGCGGUCUCAGUGGACCGACUCUCGGCGUCUCCCUCAACCCCCAGCUCUCUUUCUUCCCAACCAGGAUCUUCUUCGUACGCCUCUCACUCAGCUCGUGAGGGAUGUCGUCGCGCUUCCUCUUUCCUGCGACUUCCUCCUCUUUUUCCCUACUUGCCGCGCCUCGGAAGAGCCGCUUCUUCUCCCGACAGGCCUCUCUUUGUCGCGUCGAUUCUCCCUGGAUCUGAGGGCGUAUUCUACGCCCCACAGCUCCUCCAGUCCUCCCUGAUCUCUCCUUCUUCGUCUUCCCGGUCUUCCUCUGCUUCAGCCUGUCUUCAUUCCUCCCUGUUUUCCUCCUCUCCUCCCGCCUCCGACUGUGCGCCGUCUUUGUUUCCCUCGUCGUCCUCACCUGCGUCCUCUUCUUUCUGCCCGUCGUCUUCUCUCUUCUUCCUUCCUCUCCUUCACUCUCCUCGUUUGAGAGCUCCCGCUUCCUGGCUCAGCGUCGUGGCUCCCCGCGCUGCUGCGUCGCACGAAAUCGCACUGUCUUCUUUCUUUCCUUCUCCGUUUUCCUUGUCUCCUCCGUCCCUCCAGCUCCAGUUCCCUUCUUUUUCUUUUCCUCUUUCAUCGCCCUCUUCGUCUGUGUCUCGGCUUGCUUCUUCUCCUUCGUCGCUUUCUGAUUACUCUCGUGUUCCUUCUUCUCCUUCUCGUACUCCUUUCUCUCCCCCCCCUCUUUCUGUCUCUUCUCGGUCUUGUGCUUCGUCUCCUCCUCGUUCUUCCCCUCCGUCUCGUUCUUCUCUCUUUUUCCCCGCUCCUGGCUCGCGGGCGUCUCGCGUUCUCUCUGGAACGCGAGGCCUGUGGAGGCGAGGGCCGAGAGGAGACCAGCCGGAGAGAAGAGAGAAAGUGCGAAGCACAGGGACACCGAAACAGAGGCCUAGGCGGUCCACGGGCCUAGGCUGUCUCUGCAUGCGUGGAUGGGGAAGAAACGCCGACUACGGAUGGGAAGAAGAAGACGAGGGAUUGAAGGUUUUUGUCGCCGUCGAGGCGGAGGCCACCAGCCGUGAUGUCGACUGCGUCAUUGGACCCAAGGAACUCUUUCUCAAACUCAGACACAGAAACCUGCCUCUCAUCGACGGCACGCUAAAGGGCCGCGUGUCUGUCGAGAAUUCCUACUGGUGCAUUGAGGACAUCACCGCGAGAAACCGACUUCCCCAGUGUCUCAGUGCCUCCUCCUUUUCACCUGCACCUCCUACCCCACCGUCUCCUUCUUCUUCUUGUUCGUCUUCUGGUUCGCCUCCACCUCCUUCGUCGCGAGUGCCGUCAGAUGCGGAGAUUGCAAAGGCGCCUUGGCUGGGUCUCGACCUCGUGGAAAAUGGGUCUGCCCCGCCCCCUGCAGAAAAGCCAUUGGGGAAGCUGCUUACGGUGUAUCUGCAGAAGAAGCGACAGCAGGGGACAGGUCGGGCGUCAGGCGGUGUCGCCGGCGCCUUGGCCUUUCCGGAGUGGGGAGGCGUGCUGGAGGGCGAGGCAGUCGAAGAUCUUUUCUACGAUAUUCUCCCCUCCAAGAUGCGCGAUGUCACGCCUGCACAUCGCGCGCAAGACUGGGUGCCCGGGGCGCUGCUUUACCGACAGCCUUUUCCGGCGUCUUUCACGCGCCAAGAGGCCCUGCAGUUCGUCGACGCGUGGACGCGGUCUCAGAGCGCAAUCGGGGCUGACGCCAUUGUGGCGGGACCUGCGAUGUCUCGUGCGACAUCCACUCAAAGUUCUUCUCUUCUCUCCAAAGCGCAGGCUCUGCUCGCUCCACACUCCGACCCCGCAGGCUCUUUCGGACUCCCCGCCACACAAAUGUUCAUUAUCGCCUCGCCUCUCCCCGAUGGAGUGCGUCUCUCAUUCGAAGGCCCUUCGGCCCCGCGGGUGUCUCCUUCUUCGUCCUCGUGUGGGGAGGCUGGAGGGGCGACGGGGGGACAUGCGUGCAGGGAGCGCCGACGGAAGGAAGGGUCUUCAGCGUCUGCGCCCGACGCGCGUUCCGCUUCCUUCGGGGACUCUCUCUCGCUGGCGACGGCCAACCAGUUCCUGCAGAGAGGCGGGUCGUCGCGGGACGCGCGCUACGACGAGGCUGGCCAGUGGCUACCGGAAGACAGCCUGGAAAUUCGCGUCAUCGGCGAGGAAGGCUCAGCAGCCGGAGAAGAACAAGAAGACGGAUUCUGCGGUCGAGAGACCAUGCAGGAACGCCUGAAGAAGCAGACCUUCACCUUGGAGUUGGUCGUUCUGAGAGGGCCUGUAGGCUCUGGCGGCAAGGGCGAGUUUGGCCCUCUCGUCAGUCUGCAAGUCCGAGACACCGAGGAACGGCUGCUCAAGAAACUGCAACAAGACCUUCUUGGAGUCACGCUGGCGAUGCGCGAGAGACUGCAGGCGCGUGCGCGAGAACGCAAAGAGAUGGAAGACGACCUCCUCGGACCUCCCAAGGACCUCCGCCACCAUACCCUCGCGAGGGAAUUCAACAGAGAGGGAGACGACACAACAUCUCUCUCUUCUCCUGUUUCUCUGGGCUCUUCUUCUCCUUCUCCUUCCUCUCCUCAGUCUUCUCCUCCUCGUUCCCUGUCGUCUCCUGCUUCUCCUUCUUCGUCUUCCGCUGCUUCUUCGACUGCCUCUGUUUCUGCGUCUUCGGCCUCGCUCCCAGCUCAUGCCGUGGAAGUUGACACAGAAGAAAUAACGCCUGAGUGGAUAGAGAAGUUUCCAGGGUUGCAGGCUUCGGUCGCCGAAGAGCGGCAGUGGCUGUCGCAGUUUCCGCUCAAGACGCGCGACGGGAAGCACCUCGUGCCUCCGUUGGAGGCCGAGCCGAAGGGACCCGAGGACGAAGCAGGGAGAGAGGCGCGACAAAAACGAAACGAGAAGCAGAAACAGAGAGAGAGAGAGAGACAGCAACGAAAAGAAGACGGCAGGAAUCCUUACGGAAUCAAAGUUGUCGAUUUAGAUGGACAGAGCGGACAAAAACCCCCCGAUUUUAUGAGCAACUGGAGUCUCGAAAGAAGGCGCGAGUUUCAGCGUGAAGUGGUGCACGACUUGGAGCAGAACAUUCGGCGUUGCCACCAGACGAAGGAGGUUCUGUCGAUGGCGGAUGUGACGCGGCACCUGCAGACGUUUUUGAAUUUCUCUGACGAGGAAAUUGCAGACAUUUGGAGGACUGGCCACGCUGAGGCUUCGCGCUUCAUCAACGACCCGGGCCGCGAUAUCGAGAACCUGAAAAAAAAUCAAGAAAAACGCAAAACCCACUGGGCGCAACACGACCUGUUCUUCCCUCUCGAACGCGAAGCAGAAUCAGGCGAAGAAUCAGUCGAAAAAAUCCAAGUUUUUGACCUCAUGGCUGGACCUGGACCUGACGUCGCCUCCCCACACACUCUUGGAUUCAAGGUCCUGCAGACCGAGUACGACCGCCCUCUUCAUCGGCGCUGGGAUGAAAUGCCGGAACGAGAGCAACUCGAGUAUCGCGUGAAGCUUAGGGAAAAGGAGGCGCGACUGGAUAUGCUGCUUUGCGAGCUCAUGGAAGUCACAGACGAAUCGAUGUUUCCUGUGAUCUGCGACCAGUACAAAGAUUUGCUGAUGGAUGAGCACUUUCUUUUGAUCAUGAAGCUGAGGAUUCAGGAGCGACCGCCUCGCUCGCGGAGAGAAAAAGACAUUUUCGUCAUCGUCAACAAGUUCACAGUCUCCCUCUACGAAGACGUUGAGUCCCUCGCUCUGCAGAACGAGAAGGAGCAGCUGAAAAAAAUUCGCCUUCUCUGCAUGCAGGCUCUCGUAGACAUCGACAAACUGACGGAAUACGCCGAGUCCAUGAAGCACUUGCUCAACAGGGACUUCCUCGCCUACCUCGAGUUCGCCAUUCACGCAGAGCGAAAGCGAAUUCAAAAAGAAGGAAACAACCCAGACGCUGCGCCUUCUCAGUGGCUGAUGGUUCUUAUGAUCAUUCACAAGGGAGUAAUGUCCAUUUACGAAAAAGAAAUUUGGGAGGACGUGAUGUGGAUCACCAUGGUCGUGACGCAGAAGCAGCCGGAAGUUCGUCGGAAGCUGCUGGAGCUCUUCGUGGCGCAAAUUCCGAAAGCAGAUUGGAAACAAUUCAAACGCGUCGCCCUCAGAAUGGCUUCGGCCCUGGCUCAGGGAGGCGGCGUUCACGGUCCUCUGUCCUUCCCGUCUUGUCCGUGGGUGCCCGCGGCAGUGCAGCAACUGGCGAGAGAUUUGGAACGCAUUUUGCCGGACUGGAUGAUUGAGGGCAUGAUGACCGACUUCGAUAAACAGGUCUUGAAACAGAAAAUGGACCGCAUGUCCUGUCUGUGGGGCGAGAAGGACCUGGAAGAUCUCCGGCAUGUGAACGUCACCCUUCCAAACGUGUCGGAGCUGAUGAAACAGCAAAUCGAACAGGCAACGGAGGUCUUCAACAGGCCCGAGAAUCUCCAUCAGUUCUCUCGUAGCCACUUCGAGGUUGGAGCCUCUUGAGCAUGCACUUCAUACAGGCCGGCAUAAACUUUCACACGCCUUUGUCACCGUAUGCACCUCUGCAUAUAUACAUGUAUAUAUAUAUAUAUAUGUAUAUAUAUGCGUCUAUCUAUGUCUGUCUACAGAAGUGCAUGUAGUCGUGAUUGAUUCUCUGCGAGUGUGAGCCGAUCUACAAUGUGGCGGUGUCCCCUUCCGCUCUUGUAAAUAGCUGCGUGCAUGUGAAAUCGUUUUUCUGCUCGCUUGUCAAGCAAUACCACCGUAAACACGGUCCCACUUGUUUACCGAAUAUUUUCCCCGUUCCUCGUGUGAACGAGUUCGAAAUUUUCUCAAUUCUUGGCG
Molecule: messenger RNA, 6210 nt
Organism: Toxoplasma gondii ME49
Lineage: Eukaryota; Apicomplexa; Conoidasida; Eucoccidiorida; Sarcocystidae
Exons: 15
Coding region: 1177-5871 (1564 amino acids)
Source: RefSeq, a predicted model, not a curated record